GUUGAAUCAUAGCAGUUGGGACUUGCCAUAGUGCUUUGGAUUAUUACCGAAAUGGCUUUCAAGAUAUGCAUUUUGGCAGCACUCGUUGCCGCAACGUCUGCCAAAUACAACCCCAUGCCUCAUGGUUCAUACUCCAAUGGAUAUAUGGAUUCAACAGGGGCGCAUUCCACUCCGGCGGAAAAGUCCUUUCCCAAUUACCAAAUGGAUAACGUAAAUAUGUACUCGCAUAAUUUAGGAGGAACAUAUCAGCAUUACAUGCCAAUGCCAGGAAGAAUGUCUGCUGAACGAGACGUCUACCCCGGAUACAGCAAAUAUUCUUCAAAUCCUCACAUGAUGUCCAUGAUGCCGAGCGGGUUGAAUGUUCGUUACACUUCGACACCAACAACAAGUGUACAACAAGGCGGUCAACCUUACGUUGAAAUGGGCGACCAUCAGAAUGCGUUGGUCUCCCCAUCCUACCCCAAUUUCUACAGUAAUGGAGCUGAAAUGCCAUACAAUCAUCAGUACCGGAUGAGAAUGUCGGGAGCGGCUCAAGGAUAUGCAGGAUAUGCACAUUCAUCGAUGAUGAAAGGAGAAGCCUCUGUCAGACCUAUCAUGUCAAGCUAUCAGGGAUCUGACGGAGGACAUAUGAUGAUGAUGAACGGCGGUCAUUACUCGCAUCAGAUGCCUUCGUCUUAUGUUUCAUUCAACGGAGGAAGUGGGGCCAAUUACCGGUGGUAGUAAAACAAUUUCAAAGGACAUGGGUAGUUGAGUAUAUUGUGUGUGUUAUGUUUUGCUUCUUUUGUAGUGUUUUAGUCGAAAAUAAAAGUAAUUUUUGUAGA
Messenger RNA from Hermetia illucens (black soldier fly), 821 nucleotides. RefSeq lists its product as uncharacterized. The record is from RefSeq and is a predicted model, not a curated record. Bases 52 to 720 code for a protein of 222 amino acids. NCBI's taxonomy places the organism in Eukaryota, Metazoa, Arthropoda, Insecta, Diptera, Stratiomyidae. The transcript is spliced from 2 exons.